Molecule: messenger RNA, 2145 nt
Organism: Zootoca vivipara (common lizard)
Lineage: Eukaryota; Metazoa; Chordata; Lepidosauria; Squamata; Lacertidae
Product: tRNA N(3)-cytidine methyltransferase METTL2
Molecular function (GO): tRNA (cytidine-N3)-methyltransferase activity
Source: RefSeq, a predicted model, not a curated record
UCAGUUCCCUCCCGCCUUCCUUCCUCUCUGCUUUAUUGCUCUCGUGCUUAUGGCGGCGCCCAACCAGGACGGGAGGAGAAGGAAGCAGUUUGGGAACCGCUUCCUCACCGACCCGGCUCGCCUCUUCCAGCACAACGCCUGGGAUAACGUGGAGUGGUCCAAGGAGCAGGAAGCCGCAGCGCAAGCGAAGGUCCAAGAGAACAGCACAGAGUUUGUGCCACAAGAUCAGCAAGAUGCUUAUGAGAUCAGUGCCAGCAAGUAUUGGAAUGACUUUUACAAAACCCACGAAGGCGGGUUUUUCAAGGACCGGCACUGGCUGUUCACCGAAUUCCCUGAGUUGGCUCCAAACCAGAAUGCCAGGGCGGUUGGCGUGUGUGUUUCUGAGGCUGCUGCUGCUGCUGCGAAAAACACAAAAGGCUCAGGCCUUCAGGAGUGCUGGGGCAAUGGACUUAGUUCACUUGAGACUGGGAUCUUGGAGCAUCAGAACUCGGAGAUAAACAGUUGUAACUCCAGCCCCCAAAUGCAAACAGAAGUGGCAGCGCAGAAACUGGAGGAACAAAAACUAAGAGACUUCCCAGGGUCAUCUGCUACUUACAGAAUACUAGAGGUGGGCUGUGGUGCAGGAAACACCGUUUUCCCCAUCCUCCAAACCAACAACGAUCCGGGCUUGUUUGUAUAUUGCUGUGACUUCUCCAAAACAGCGGUAGAGCUCGUCCAGGCCCAUCCAGAAUACGACGCCUCUCGCUGCUUCGCCUUUGUCCAUGACCUCUGUGAGACUGGGACCCCCUUUCCAAUGCCAGACGAAAGUGUGGACGUUGUGGUUCUCAUCUUCGUCCUCUCCGCUCUUCUCCCAGAAAAAAUGCAGUGUGUAAUCAACAGACUUAGCAAACUUCUGAAACCCGGCGGAAUUAUUUUAUUACGAGAUUAUGGCCGUUACGAUCUAGCCCAACUCCGCUUUAAAAAAGGUCAGUGUCUGGCUGAUAAUUUCUACGUGAGAGGAGAUGGCACCAGAGUUUAUUUUUUCACACAAGAUGAGCUGGAUUUGCUGUUCUCUACAGCAGGCUUGGAGAAAGCCCAGAACAUUGUGGACCGCCGCCUCCAAGUGAACAGAGGGAAACAAAUCACCAUGUACAGAGUCUGGAUCCAGUGUAAAUAUCGCAAGCCAAAGGACGACAAGGACUCUAUAGGAGAACGGAGCAGCUUUCAUCCUAGUGGCUGCACGUAGCGAGACUCGGACCACUCCCCUGGGCGGUUGCCCCCAUUACGCUGGGCAACUCAAUGCAGACUUGGUACAGCAAACAGCACUGCACGGUGCUUGUUAGAGGCACAAAGUUUACCGGCACCAGCCCCGAUACGGAAUGAAUUUUUUUAGUUUGCAGGGUGGUUAAUUGCCAAGUACCUGCAAUUAACUGUAAUGCAACUUUGUUGUCUCACAAUUCAUUUGCCGCCUUCCGAAUUAGGUGAGUUUAUUCCUGCAAAAACAGCACUCCCUAGUUUUGAUGGCGCCUUCUUCUCCUGCACAGUCCUGCUUCUGGCCACUUACUUGACCCGGAAAGGGGGAAGUCCCUUGCAAAUGGUCAGCUCUACUUUUCAGAGCUGAACAAACGUUCUUCAGAUGCAAGAACUUUUAUCAGACCAAAUGUUUUUUUUAGAUUCAGGAAUGUGCAUCGGACCAACAUCUCCCAUGUAUGCAGGUCUGGCUGUUUAACUAAAUCUAAACAAGAUCAACAUGGGUUUCAGAGCAUUGCAUCAGUUUCUGACUGCUCCAUGGAGUUUAUGAAACCAUGCCUUCUUAUACCUACAAUAUAACUUUUCUGCAUUGGCAGUGGGUGGGGUGGGGAAGAGCCUAAGAAAAUGUACUGGGAAGCUUGCAGCUUUCUAGAAUAAUUUCACAUUGUUUUAACAAAUAUUCACUGGCACAAGUGAUUGUUACCGCAUGGUCAACAAGCACGCUAGAAAAAAACGGAACAACCCUCUCCAGCCACCAAAUUUUAUAAAGUUAUAGUAUAUUUAAAACAAUUCUGAACUUAAUGCAAACAAAACAUGUUAAAGUUACAGGUAGGUAGCCGUGUUGGUCUGGGUCGAAGUAAAAUAAAAAAAUUCCUUCAGUAGCACCUUAAAGACCAACUAAGUUUUUAUUUUGGU